CCUUGACAUAAACAACAAUGGCGGAAAGGAAGCAGCACGUAAACUAUGGUGGUAUUCCUGAAGAUGCCAUGCGCUUUAUGCUAGCCGGAAUCUCCAUGAUGACUGCAGGUGGAGUCACAAAUCCAAUUGAUGUAAUAAAGAUCCGCAUGCAGCUGGAUAAUGAACUCUCUGGACACAAGAAAAAGAAUGUGUUCCAUAAUAGAUAUUACAAAGGCUUUGUAAGAGGAACUUUCACCAUAGUUAGAGAAGAAGGCCCGAGGGGACUUAUGAAAGGUGUGUUUCCUUCAGUAUUACGUGAGGGCAUCUACAGCACAAUACGCCUUGGAGCCUAUGAGCCAAUCAAACGUAUGUUUGGAGCCACCGACCCGGCCCAUACUCCUCUAUGGAAAAAGAUAUGUGCUGGAGGAAUCUCAGGUGCAAUUGGGAGUAGUAUAGCCACACCCACUGACUUGGUGAAGGUCAGACUGCAAGCUGAAGGUAACCUACCCCAAGGUCAGACUCCAAGGUAUACGGGAACUUUUGAUGCAUUCCGCCAAAUCAUAAAAUACGAAGGUAUACGUGGACUAUAUGUUGGCGUAGGUCCCACAGUACAGAGAGCAGCCAUCCUUACAGCCACACAGAUACCAGCAUAUGACCAUAUAAAGCAUUCAAUACUGAACCAUGAGUUGAUGUCAGAAGGAACGCAACUACAUUUUAUUACAUCAUUUAUGGCAGGAUUUGUGACAGCAUGUACUACUUCUCCAGUUGAUGUCAUUAAAACUCGCAUUAUGAAUCAAAAAGGCAAAGCUAAAUACUCUAGUACAGUACAUUGCCUCAUAAAGACAAUUCAAGCAGAGGGCCCCUUAGGACUAUACAAGGGCUUCAUACCCAACUGGAUGAGGAUAGGGCCUCAUACUGUCGUGUCUUUUCUCAUAUUUGAACAGCUCAGGAAAUUAGUGGGAAUGGACCCUGUUUAA
Molecule: messenger RNA, 956 nt
Organism: Owenia fusiformis
Lineage: Eukaryota; Metazoa; Annelida; Polychaeta; Sabellida; Oweniidae
Source: the annotation of a GenBank genome assembly